Messenger RNA from Mercenaria mercenaria, 7644 nucleotides. RefSeq lists its product as uncharacterized. The transcript is spliced from 22 exons. The coding region runs from base 1 to 5277 and encodes 1758 amino acids. The record is from RefSeq and is a predicted model, not a curated record. Lineage: Eukaryota; Metazoa; Mollusca; Bivalvia; Venerida; Veneridae.
AUGGAAAACAGCUAUGCGUUCAAAGAGGGGACAUCUGUAAAUAUUACCUGCCAGCUGAAGGAUAACCCAAACUGGAAAGCCCUAAUCAUUGGAAAGGUUGAUGAUAAAAAUAUUGACAUUGUCAGUCAAAUAUUUACGAUCUCCAAUUUAACUGGCUCUGUCGUAAAUACUACCUUCGAUAACAACUAUACUACCAGCUACAUACUGAAUAAAGAUGGUGCUUUAAUUUCACUGGAACUUGACCCUGUGACAUGUGAGAAUGAAGGGUUGUAUAUGUGUGCUGCAAUUGUUGGCGAACUGGAAAGUCCAAUAGAAAUCAAUAAUGCCAGCACAACAGUUAAUAUAUCAACUGAGUCAAAAAUCCCAGAAAUAACUAUCCCGGACAAGAUAUAUCUCGGUCGAGAGGCAGUAGUUGAGUGCACUGGUCUUAUUGGAAAAGGAGAAUCGGGUCAAAUUGAAGGACGACUUAUACUUGAAACCAAUUUUGGGGACAAUGGUAGCAAUGUAACUUACAACGCAUCAGAUACUCCAGAAGAGGUUUGUUGUUACUUCAAAGACUCGAUUUCAGUACAGAUACCUACCGCAACAGAAACUUCCGACCUAUGGGCACAGUGUGUUGUUCGACCUCUACAGGGGGAUGACCUUUCGUCUGGAAAGAAGGAAGUUCAUUUUCUAACAUCUUUUGUUGCAUUUGGGACCUCUUCGUACAUAUUCAAUAUUGGCGAGAAAGCAUCGAUUACAUGUGACGUCGUGAAUAUACCGGACUGGAAACGAAUAGAGAUAAGAAGGUCUGACGGUGAAGUUGUCAUUGGCGUUAAUAGUACCGGUCAAUCACCAGACUCGAAUAAACCCCAUAUAAGAUUGAUGGUGAAUGAAAGCAAUUUUGCUAAUAAUACAGCUACAUUAGCUGUUGUUUUCGACGCCGUGAUGUGUAGUGAUGCAAUGGGAGAGGUGGGUGAUAUUAAUUACACCUGCGCAGUUAUGACUAGCAAUUCAACAACAGAAGAUGUGACUACAGUGACGUAUCAGAGGAAACCGGAAGUGCCUAUUCUAGAAAUGUCGCGGGAAAUAAUCGAAAACAAAUACACGUUAGGGGACAGACUCUUUUACUGUAAGGGUGAUGUAGGAGACCCACCAGGGACUAUAGAAGUACAAAGUAAUUUUAAUGGAUCAUAUGAAACCUUCUUGGCACCAUUGCCUGGGAUUGAUAAUAAUACAAUUGGUUGGAUUGUAAGCAAUGAACCAGAUUCAUCCGAGUGUAAGAAUUACAAAACAUUAGGUUUUGCGUUUCAUAAUGUAACCAUUGAUAUGCAGUACAAACACUUAAGAUGUACAAUACGUCCUUCUGAUAAACUUACGGCCACCAUGGACGACUUGUUUGAUGACAAACCAAUUAAUAUUGUUUCAGAACAAAUAUGUGUUGGGAAAGCUGGCUAUGUGUCACAUCCAUACUUCUGCCAUCUCUAUGUGGAAUGUGAUAAAACGACUGAUGGUCACAUUGUUGGAGUUCCCAUGGGUUGCAGUGAAAAUGAAUGUUUUGACGAUGCGGUUGUCGACGGUAAUCCUUGUGUGGAAUGCUCUUCUAUUGGCGGCUGCAAUAUAACAGGUAUCAAGUGCGACAAAACAUAUGCAGCAUCAUACAAGGGGGGAACUGUUUCUUUCACUUGUGAUACUCAAGACUUUGGUGAAGUUACACAUAUUUCAGUAAACAAUUACGCUGCAUUUGCAAUAAAUGUGACAGAGAUGACGAUACCAAUAACCAAAGAUGUAGAUGUCAAAGUCAGCGAAGGUUCUGUCAUCCUCAGUUUUUCAAAUGUAUCAUGUAAUCAGGAAGGAGAUUACGCUAUCAGUCUAAAUAAUCAAACAGCCAUCACACAUUCUUUGGUUGUUAUUUCUGAACCAGCCGAACCAAAUUUAUCUGUACCUGACAUAAUGACUGUAAAUCAGGAGACAGCAAUUAAUUGCAGUGGCCGAAUAGGUCGUGAUAAAGAGGGCAACAACAAAGCAGUUAUCUACCUAGAAGUCAUGCAGGAGCAAUCUAGCGACUUUGAAGAAUACAGUGACCACGAGACAAGGGCAUCAUCAGAAGAGGAUUGUGAGAUUUCAGAAUCGGUGGUGUUCAGCAUAACACCUGACGUUUCUUUGAAUAACUCUCAAGUUAGAUGUACAGCUAAAAAUGACACCGGGGUUGUAACAUAUUCGUCACCAAAACUCAUUGUGUUACAAACACCAGCUAUGUUUUGUGAGCCUGUGUUACAGGCUAGAGAUAUUGGUGAAUCUGUUUUGUUUAUAUGUGCACUGAAAGACAUAACAAACAUCACAAGUGUAGUUGUUACUAAAAAUUAUUCUACAUUAAUCAACGAAAACAAUGUGGCACUACCUUAUAAAAGGGACGACACGCCAUUCACACUUACGAUACCUACAGUCACCGAAGUAAACAUGACUUUUACAACAGUCAGUUGCGAGGAAGAAGGCGACUACGAUAUCAUGUUAAAUGAUGCUGUUUCCGCGACUCUUACACUAAGGGUUGUGUCUCCUGCGACUAAACCUAGCCUAAAUAAGUCAUCAAAAGUAAGACUAAAUGAGAGACUUGAAAUCAGUUGCAGUGGAGAUAUUGGUAGGGAUCAAGACGGAAACGCGGCAACGAACAUGUUUCUGGAGGUCAAAUUUAUGAACGAGUCUGAGUUUUCUAUUUACAACGAAAGUGUAGAACAAGAUCCAGCGGUCCUAGAAAACUGUCGGUAUACACAAACCGUUCGUUUGAUCUUCUAUCCUGAUGUUGGCUGGAACAAUUCUGAGGUCAGAUGUGCUGCUCGUAACGAAACUAAUGUGGUUCAGUCAUCAACAAUACAAGCUAUUAAACUUGAUAGCCCCAAUAUGUAUUUCGAAACUACAAACUUAACAGGAAUCGUAGGUGAAUCUGUGAUACUAACCUGUAUUGUGGACGGCGUGGACGGUCUUACCGGCAUAAGCAUCACGAAAGGAACAGAAAGAAUUAUUGUAGCAUCAUAUCCAGGAGAUUCAAACAGCGACAGUGUCACAGUUAUAACUGAAGAGAGUAAUUUGAAUGAUUCUUCCGGAGUUCUGAUGAUCAAUAUGACAGUUCAGUGUGGAGAUGACGGUGACUACUUCUGCACACCGAGUGGUUUAGUGAACCCUUCAGAAGACAGGGCUGUUUUAUCUGUACAAUGGAAAGCCCUUGCAACAGUACUAGAUCCAUCAAGUGACAUGGUUGAAAACUCUAUUCCCUGGGCUGGGAUUGGAUUUGAAACUGUAUGUACCGGCGAACUCGGCUCUCAAAAUGCAUCUAUAUAUUUAGAAUCAAAUGUAGACGGAGAAUUUAAGAAAAUUGGAUCACCGAGUUCUUCAGAAUUUAAGUUAAAUGAGUGUUCAAACUUGGCCACUGUAAACUUUAACAACAAGUAUACAGCAGAUUGGAAUGGAACAGUUAUAAGAUGUGUUAUUGAAACGGAAGAGGAAAAGCUGAUGGAUGCCGAAUACGUUACAGUUGUUCCAGAAACGCUCUGUAAUGGUCUUGCAAAUGGUAUUCAAGUUCCUCAUCCAUUUGAUUGUCGAGCUUGGUUUACGUGUGGAGUAGGAGGCAGAAAUAUUACUGCACUCAGACCUAACAAAGACUGUCAAGUAGAUGAGUGUUACGAUGUUUUAGACACGUCCAAAUGUAUUCCUUGUGACAACGUUGGCAAAUGUCGACGGGAUCCAUUAGAGGAGGAAAGUACUCCUACAACAACGACAACACCUUCGCCAAAUUCAACAUACAUGGUCUGUGGCAAUUUGUUGACCGGUGCAUAUGACGAAAAUAUGGAAGUGACAUGCAGCUUAAACAACAUUGAUAUUGACCUAAGCAAUCUGACUCAGUCAUCGGUGACUAUCAUCGCUGAUAACAGCCUUGGUUUGAUAUUUGAUUCAAGCCGAGAUAACUUAACGUCAAAUUCGUUUACGACAGCAACGGCGAACGAAAUAGUUCUCGAUACGAGUACAAUUACAUUGAAGUUCGUGCCUUUACAGUGCCAGCACAUAGGAAUAUACACAUUCAAAUAUUCAGAUGUUGAAGGAUCCAGCGAGGUUGAAGUAGUAGCAAACGUUUCGAAGCCGGCCCUAUCAAAACAGCCUGACCAAUUCUAUCGUAAUCAAGAAGUACAGAUAACUUGCAGUGUUGAUGUAGGACGACCAAAGGGAAGCCUUGCUUUAAAAGUAAAAGAAUCGGGUGAAAGCAAGUGGACAGAGGUAGCCGAAGUAACGAAAUCUGAAAAUGAAACAGCUAAAUGUACUACUUUUAUGUCAGUCACGCAUGUCUUUUAUAUCAGUGGAGGCAUGGAGGGUCAUCAAUAUAUCUGUGAAGCAACAGGCGCGAAUAAUGACAUUUUAGAGUCUAAUCUAGAAACAAUAGAAGUUUCAAAUCCAGUUGUAUAUUUUAUGAGGGAAUCUGAAACGGUGCAGAUAGGUAGCAGUCUACAACUUGAAUGCGUUAUUGAAGGCAUCUCAGCAGAAUCGGGAGCAAUCCUUACAAGAAACUCAAAAGUAUUAGGCGAGGAACAUGUAUGUAAUAUCAGCAGUAGCGGCAUUGUUGCAUGUUCUUCUAUGGAUACUAAUGGCAUAGGAGCUGUAAAUGCAAACAACAACUUGACAGCAGUUGUUACGAUCAACCCAGUUAGAUGUGAAGAUGAAGGGACAUAUUACUGCCAAUCUGUCUCUGACAGUUCUCUCCAGGCGUCAUUUACACUAUCAGCGAUAAAGCCACCGAGUGGAGGAGUUCUUCUGUCACUUCCUACGAGAAUGGUUUUAAAUCUAGCGGAAUACAGUGAAAAAGUAACAUGUGAUGCAAAUGUCGGAUACCCGGCGGGAGAAAUUCGCAUUGAGUACAGUAAAAACAAUUUUGAAUCAUACGACACAUACAAUAUUGGAACUAAAGAACCAGAAACAGAAUUAAAAAAGGAAUGUUCUAUCAACAAAACAGUCUCCUAUAAAGAACACACCUUCACGGAAUCUUGGAAUAACACAGAUAUACGAUGUGCAGUCUACAAUCAUACUGACGUCACCGAACCAAUGUUAGUUUCGGAUGUACAGCGAAUAAAGUUGAUAGAAAAUGAAUGUCCGUCUACUGGAUACCCGGAAUAUUACCAUCCGUUUAAUUGUCAUUACUAUAUUAGAUGCAGUGAAGGAGCAAUAUCCGUCAGUGACUGUGGUUCAAAAGACUGUCCAAAUUUUGUAAACACCACUAUGACAGGUUGUACAGGUUGCAGUGUUCCUGACUGCUAGGUAACCAACGAAAUGUAAAAACAUAUCAGACGAACUGCAAAAGCAUGAUUACAAAACGACUUGCAAAAAAUUGAUAACAGACAAAUUGCAGAAACAUUAUCACAAAUAGUUUCACAUAUUACAAAAAAUUAACUUACAUUUGCAUGCUUUACAAUGUUAGGGGCAUGAUAGGUCUUGCACUCUUACGAACAGACUAAAUCAAACAUAGUGUAAAAUUAUAUCGCAUCUAAAAAUAGAAAAUACUUUUAAAAAUUCUUCUCUUGAAACACUUUAUGCUUCAAAAGGAUCUUUUCACAGAUUUUAUUAAAUGAUAAGUGUACCGUCCUUAAAGUGUGCCAAGUGCCAUAUUUGGAAAAUUUUCAGAUGUGAUAUAAUUUUUACCGUUGUAGUUGUGUCUGGAGAAUGAUUUCCAAUGUAAUACUUGUAAUUUUGGAUGUAAGCUCCGUUUAAAAGAAAUGUUUGUCUCAGACAUUAUUUUUAUUUUUUAUAUAUGUCUCUUACCCCUAUCAUAUUGCAUUAUUUAGUCAUGUGGCUUUGUGUUUUUGUUAUUUUCACGUUCAGUCAUAUCAUAGUACCUAUAUCCAACAAGUCAAACAUGAAACAAUAAAGUCAGUCAAUGUUAUGUUUGAAAUUGAAUAGAUUAAGACAUGCUGUAAAGCUGUACAAUGUUCAAUAGCUAAAAUGUUACAUGUAAAUUGUUUUGUAUCACAAUUGUAUUUGGUUUCGUUUUCCUAAUUUUUUAAUCCAUUUAUUGAUAUAACACAUUUAUUUUAGGGUUCUGCUGAUUAUUUGUAGUACCUUUAAAUGCAUUUGAAAAUGAAUGAAGGAUAUCAUAGAUUAUAAUUCAAAAUAUCAUGGAAACGAUAGCAUUGAAACUUUACUUGAUCAAUUGUAUGAUUUCAUAUUUAUUAAUUAUUUGAUAAGGUCGUGUUAAAUGCGUUAGGAAAUAUCAUACGCUGAAAUCUUCAAAAAAACAAAGAAAAAUAUCAAACAGGGAGUGCCACGCACCAAAAGCGCAGCCUCUUCAAAACGAACCCCCAGCACGCAAACGCGUGCACCACACACACACUCAAAGCCUACGCAUCAGGACAAAACGAACAACACACACACACACACACUCAAAGCCAACACAUAAGGACAAGACGAACAAUAAGCAUACACACACGCGCGCACACAAAGUCAACACACAAGGACAAAACGAACAAACAAAGGAACACAGUGGGGCACCGCCUUGGAACGGUCAGUGGCAAAAACACCACUGGGGAGCUUAAACCGGUUUAUGGUGCGCACCCAACCUCACUCUUACCCCCACCAUGUUCCAAAGACAUGGGACAGUGUAAAUAAAAGUAAUCCCCUCCAGGUGAAUCUCUAACACACGUAAUGGAAACAAAAAGGCAUGGCAUGUAAAACACAAAAAUGCUCGUGUAUAAAUAUAUAAAAAGCAAACCUUAAGAACCAAAAACGUAUGUACUCAAUGCCUUUUCAGAAGACAGAGCAACAAGAGAAACACCUUUAAGGAGACUUGCAUCCUUUUUUAUUGUAUUUAGAAAGUAUGUAAACCUGUACAUUCUUGGAAAGUUCUUUUAAAACAAAACUCAUUAUAAUCUUUUUACAAGACAGUGAGAUAUGAAACGCUUCUUACUGACCAUAAUUUUUUAACACUCUUGUUAGGAGAGGUGUCUCACCCAGUAAUUUUACACAACUGUCCCUGCAUGACGGAACCGUGUUACAAAAUAUUGAAAUAUGUUUUCUAAAAACAAAAUGUCUUUUAAUGUACAGUGGCAGAAGGUUAUACCUCUUUAAUCAUACAAAAAAUGUGAUACAAAUUGAAAAUGUGAUACAAAUUGAAUGAAACCAUAUAUUGAAACAUCUGUGACGGUGAAACUGUUGGGUGUAAGGGGUUACCACAAUCUAUAGGCCUUGUUAUAAGUGAUAAUGGAUAAGGAAUUUUAUUUCUUAAAGUGACCUAUAUCUGUUUUAAUCAUAAGCAGUAUGGUCACUUCUGUUUAAUCAGUUCUGAAAUUUAGAAUACUUUUCAAAAUAAAAAGAUUCAUAUACUAUAAAAAGUGCAAACCCUAGAAGGUUUGGCAAAUAAAUUUUCAAAAAAGCUUUCAACACAACCUUAUGCAUGUCAUUAAUGAAAAAUGGAUAACAAAAAAUAUAAAAUAUUUGGGAUAUCUAAAAAUUUUGUACAAAAAAUAUCGCACAAUUCUGCUGUUGUGUACAUGAUAUUCAUAUCCUUUAAUCGAAUUGAGGAACAUAAAAUUACAUCAGUUUAGAAAUAACUUUAAUUGUAUUACUGAUAUUAUAGAAUGUACAUUAGAUAUCAAAACAUUUCAUUUUCGGCAUCAUAAAAUGGAGUUAAUA